AUGUGGUGUCCAUUUUUCAUCACCAAUGUGAUGGCAGUUAUCUGCAAAGACUCGUGCAAUGAGCAUAUUAUAGGAGAACUGUUGAAAGUCUUCGUGUGGAUAGGAUAUCUAUCUUCAGCAGUUAAUCCACUGGUGUACACACUCUUCAACCAAACAUACCGCUCUGCUUUUUCUCGUUACAUCCAAUGUCGGUACAGGGAGGAGAAGAAGCCUUUACAAUUAAUUUUAGUGAAUACCAUUCCUGCACUGGCAUACAACUCAAGUCAGCUACAACUUGCACAAAUGAAGAAUAUCAAGAAAGAAAGAAAAAUGAAAACAAAUGACUACUCCUUGGUUAGUAUAGGAUUACCCUCUUUGGACAAAAGUAAAUCUGAAGCAGGUUCACAAAAUGAAAAUGUUAGUUGUUUGUAA
Staurois parvus is the source of this 411-nucleotide messenger RNA. The record is from the annotation of a GenBank genome assembly. Lineage: Eukaryota; Metazoa; Chordata; Amphibia; Anura; Ranidae.